Messenger RNA from Symbiodinium sp. CCMP2456, 158 nucleotides. NCBI's taxonomy places the organism in Eukaryota, Dinophyceae, Suessiales, Symbiodiniaceae. The record is from the annotation of a GenBank genome assembly.
GGGUUCACAGCGGCAUGAUCUACGAAGAGACGAAGAAGUUCGAGUCGCUUUACGACGCCUUCGAUGCCAAGCCCAGGCGGCCAACGAGAUCGCGAGAUCGCGCCAAAGAGCGGCUGACACGUCGCAACCAGCACGGAGAGCUUGUUGUCGGUGGAUGA